AUGUCUGCACGUCUAGAAAGCAUCGCCUCUUUCCAGGCCACCAUGGCCCACAACUUCUGGAAACAGGUCUUUACCAGCGUACCCCUAAUCCCAGCACAACUGGAUCUUGCCGGCAAAACAGUCCUGGUGACAGGAUCCAAUGUCGGCCUAGGUCUAGAGAGCGUGCGCCACUUCCUCAAGCUGCGCCCGCGCCUCGUCAUCAUGGCGGUGCGAUCGCGCGAGAAAGGCGAGGCCGCGGCAACGAGCUUGCGUCCCGAGUUUCCCGGGACGGCCAUCCAGGUCUGGGAAAUCGACAUGGCGUCCUUUCAGUCGGUACAGGCCUUUGUUGCCCGUCUGACGCGCGAGCUGGACGGUCGGCUCCAUGUCGCUGUACUCAAUGCCGGGUUAAGCAAAAUUCGCUUCGAGCGCGCUCAAGAGGGCGGCCGCCACGAAAGUACCCUGCAGGUCAACUAUUUGGGUACCGCACUGCUCGCACUCCUUCUGCUGCCCACAAUGCGACCCACUGCAUCAUCGCCCGAGCCCGGCCGCCUCUCCAUCGUAAACUCCGAGGCCGCGCUCCCCGUUGACCUCGACGAUCCGGACCAAGGCGGGCUCUUGGAUUCCCUUGACCGGCCAGAAAAUUAUGACGGCUUCUCGCAGUACAGCAAGUCCAAGUUGCUGGUCAUGAUGUUUAUUGCGAAACUAGCCGAGGUCGUCAGUCCCGACGAAGUCAUAGUCAACUGUACUGACCCUGGUGCCACAAAAGGAACCGCAUUCUUUCGUGAAGUGGACUCGUGGGCGUUCAAGAUAGCGCUUCAUAUUUUGUUGGGUAUCAUGGGACGCAACAUGUCAGACGCAGCCAGGAUAUACCUUCACUCGACCGUAGUCCUGGGUAAAGAGAGCCAUGGCUCCUACACGGACUGGAUGAUUAGAGCCUGGCCGACUAUAAUGUACAGUGAGAAGGGUCGACGGCUUAGUGAAAAGUUAUGGGAUGAGACGUUGGAGGAGCUCAAGUUUGCCAAAGUGGGGGAUAUGUGGAAAAUCCUUACAGAAAUCUAG
This is a messenger RNA of Pestalotiopsis fici W106-1, 1038 nucleotides long. RefSeq lists its product as uncharacterized. Lineage: Eukaryota; Fungi; Ascomycota; Sordariomycetes; Amphisphaeriales; Sporocadaceae. The transcript has 2 exons. The record is from RefSeq and is a predicted model, not a curated record. The coding region runs from base 1 to 1038 and encodes 345 amino acids.